UUGAUAAUGGAAGAAGAAGGAUUCUAUACUAAUUUGAUGAAUGAGGGCAACGAUUCCUUAGAUUGGGAUAGUUUGAGUAGUAUGCCUGUGGAGGAUGAUAUGAGUAACCAGCUUGAUGAGAAUGGCAUGAGUAGCGAGCCUGUCACGCAGCAGUUCCCAACUGCUGAGAGGACUACCGUGGCUAGACCAAAUCAAAAAAGAUCGAAGAAUUUUAGCGAACAAGAAGAUAAGAUACUUGUGUCGGCGUGGUUGCAUGUAAGUUUGGAUCCAGUGCUAGGCACAAAUCAAACUCGUGCUGCAUAUUGGACUAGAAUAUAUGAGCACUUCUACAAAACGAGUAAAUCCACACCAGAUCGCAGCCAAAAUUCACUUAUGCAUCGUUGGAAAACUAUACAAGAGAAUGUCAACAAGUUUUGUGGACAUCUGAGCCAGAUUGAGGGUAGAAGGCAAAGCGGGGUUAGUAUACACGACAAGGUAAUACAUAGUUAUGUAGCUUGUGUUUUUAUGUUACUUUAUAAAUAAAAAUGUGAUGUUUGCUAACUACAUUCACCAUACUUGACUU
Oryza sativa Japonica Group (Japanese rice) is the source of this 562-nucleotide messenger RNA. Its product is annotated as glutathione S-transferase T3. The record is from RefSeq and is a predicted model, not a curated record. NCBI's taxonomy places the organism in Eukaryota, Viridiplantae, Streptophyta, Magnoliopsida, Poales, Poaceae.